AUAAUGUAGGAGUCGAUGAAAUUAACGAGUUGAGCUUGCACUUUGGGCGCGGUCAUUCGGUGAAGUUGCAUAUGGGCUUCUUGGUCAUAGGAUGUGCGGUCAUUGGUGAAAUUACAAAAGAGCAAAGCAAAAGUUUUAAGUCUUCCUUGAAUUGUACUGAAUAUAAAAAGUGGGUAGAAGCCAGGAAGUCAUUCAAAGAACACGACGAAUUAUUGUCUAUGGAUCAGGCGGAUCAAAAACUCGAAAAUGGACCUUACAAAAGACCAGUUG
Messenger RNA from Funneliformis caledonium, 270 nucleotides. Lineage: Eukaryota; Fungi; Glomeromycota; Glomeromycetes; Glomerales; Glomeraceae. The record is from the annotation of a GenBank genome assembly.